AUGUUUUUGUCAGGUAAGAAACGUUUAAAAAAGAUAUUGUUAGCAACUACUGUCAUUAUAGUAAUUGCAAAAUUAUUAUUGGACCAUCAUACCAUUAGGAGCAUGCCGGAAAAGAAAACUCCCAAUGAUGAUUUUUACUAUUCUUUGGUUAAUCACUUGAAGACUUACAAACCUAUAGCCUUGGAAGAGACUUCUAUCGAAAAUAAAAAAAAUUUAAGGACAAAAAAUUGUAAAAUGGCCGAUAUGUCAUUAUUUGACGAUAGAGUUAACAACCUUGCUGUUUACAAUAAUUUAAACGAAUGUUAUUCAUUACCUGAUUCCAUUUUCGAUAAUUUGGAAUCAAAUCAUUGGGGUUUUGUAAAUAAAAUUAAGACCGACUUACAGAAAAAAUACCAUCAUCCUUCAAGCUCCAGCAAAGAAACAAAAGAAAAAGAUGAUAAUGAAAGUGAUAUAGGUAUCGUUACUGUUGGUGGAGGCAAGUAUUCUGUUUUGGCCUACAACUCGAUUAGAUCUAUGAGAAAAUUUGGCACAACAUUACCUGUCGAAGUUUUCAUCCCGGAAGUUGAUAAGGUAGGUGAGGAGGAUUUUUGUUUUAAUGUCUUACCUAAAUUGAAUGCAAAAUGUAUUUUCUUAUCAGACGUUUUACCAGACUCUCUAUUAGAAGAUCCUGAUUUCAAAUUUGAUAGAUUUCAGUUUAAAGUUUGGGCUCUAUUAAUUUCUACUUUUAGACACGUAGCAUUUAUCGAUGCCGACAAUUAUUUGAUCAGCAACCUAGACGAUUUCAAUAAUCAAACCAGCUAUUUAGAAAACGGUCUUGUUAUUUGGCCAGAUAUGUGGGCCAGAGUCACACCUCCAACCUUUUAUAAAUUAAUUCACAAACACAUAGAUUUGAAUGAAAAUCCAAUUCGAAACGUGGGUGAUAGUAUAACUCCAUUUGAAAUACAAUAUCCAGAAUAUAAAGAUAAUAGAAUGACAUAUGAUGAUGCAGCUAAUAAAAUCAGAAUGCAUAAUUUCAAAAACACUCUCUCUGACCCAACAAGUGAAAGUGGGCAAAUGCUCAUGGAUAAGGUCAGACAUUUGGAUACAUUAUUAUUAAGUUUAUAUUAUAAUGUCUAUGGCCCAGCAUGGUACUAUAAUAUGUUUUCAUUGGGAGGUGCAGGUGAAGGUGACAAAGAAACGUUUAUAGGUGCAGCUUUUGCUUUGGACAAUCCAUACUAUCAAAUUAAAAGCGGAAUGGGUAUUACCGGCUUUUUCAAGCAAAAGAAAGAGGGGGGUAACGGCGAGUAUAGAGGCUGUGGUUUAUUACAAGUCGAUUUUGAAAAAGAUUACCAACAUUAUUACAACUAUGUAAGGAAAAAUUCCGAAAAGUUAGUUCAGGAUGACUUGUUCGGUAACGAUGACAAUGAUCCAAUCAAAAAAUACAACAAAGGUCGCAUUUUCUAUGAUAAAUGGAUGAAGGAUGAAAAUAACGGUAAAAAUCUCGAAUAUAUGUUUGUUCAUGCCUCGCUGAAUAAAUUCGAUCCAUGGAGAUUAUACAAAGAUAGGGAAUUUGCGUAUGAUAGAGACGGAGUCACUCCGUAUAGGCAAUUUAGAGAUCUAAAAAGAAUGAAAUAUUUUGAUAUUGAACUAUUUGCUUUUGAAGAGUUGGAAAAGGUCAUGUGCCAUGAUGAACAACGUAUUGAUUUUAAAUAUUACCAAGACAAAAAGAAUACUGAUGAUUGGCCCAAGAUUUGUCUGGAGCUAAGCAAAAGAGUGGAAUUUUUAAAGGAAACACAUGACUCAGCAGUUAAACCUGAGAUAUAA
Molecule: messenger RNA, 1803 nt
Organism: Saccharomycodes ludwigii
Lineage: Eukaryota; Fungi; Ascomycota; Saccharomycetes; Saccharomycodales; Saccharomycodaceae
Product: alpha-mannosyltransferase
Exons: 1
Coding region: 1-1803 (600 amino acids)
Biological process (GO): mannan biosynthetic process
Cellular component (GO): Golgi apparatus
Molecular function (GO): alpha-1,2-mannosyltransferase activity
Source: RefSeq, a predicted model, not a curated record